Pyrus x bretschneideri (Chinese white pear) is the source of this 1611-nucleotide messenger RNA. Its product is annotated as rho-N domain-containing protein 1, chloroplastic-like. Bases 130 to 1314 code for a protein of 394 amino acids. The record is from RefSeq and is a predicted model, not a curated record. Gene Ontology annotation, biological process: DNA-templated transcription termination. Lineage: Eukaryota; Viridiplantae; Streptophyta; Magnoliopsida; Rosales; Rosaceae. The transcript has 2 exons.
CUAUAGGGUUUAGCAAAGCAAGAGACCAACACUUCGAAAGAGCUCUAACGUCAGCUAGCAAGAAAAUGCAAAUCCGCCAUUGACGACUGAACUGAAAGCUGUCCUCGUCUGCCUCUUACCUCCCCAAAAAUGUUACACGGCGUUCAUAUCAUCGGUUAUGGACCAUCAGAUGCCAAAUGUCUUCCGUGUUCAGGAAUUUCUAGAAGAGUAGCCCCUUUAUAUCCCUGCUCUUCUCGUUUCAACCAUAAGUCCAAGUCACAGAUCAGGAUUGGAUCACCGAAAGGUGCUUGCAAGGGGGUGUCUUUUACGUGCAGAGCAAGUUCUAGUGGUCGUAAUAGAAAUCCAGACUUUCCAAGGCAAAACAGACAUGGGUACUCCCGUAGCAGGAAUAGGAAAAGCGUAGAAAGAGAUGGCUUUGAAAACCUUGACGAAUCUGACAUGCUUUCUUCUAAAAACGGGUCAUUGGUCUCUCUUUCAAGUAACACAAAGUUCGGGGCCACUGCAUCCCCUGGACCUAGAGAAAAAGAGAUUGUUGAGCUGUUCCGGAAGGUCCAGGCUCAACUUCGGGAGAGAAGUGCAGCUAAAGAAGAAAGGAAUGUUGAAGCUUCACAAGGGCAUGGUAAAGAGAAUGCGACUGUGGAUUCCCUCCUUAACCUGUUAAGAAAACACUCAGUUGAGCAAUCAAAGAGAAACAGCAACAGUGGCAGCAGCAACAAGGACUUCACGUUGGACCAACCAGAAAAGAAUUCCCAAUAUAGUGAAAGAAAAAACACAGCUUCUUUUAAUUCAAAUAACCUUUUGAAGGAUGAGGUUGAAGAACCUACUGCCUCUUUCAGCAGGCCUGCAUCAAAUUUUCAACGCAAGUCUCCCAUUCCUCGGUUAACAUACCAGGCCAUUUAUUCUGAGGAUGAUCACAUAGGCAACACAGUGCCACAUGUGAAUUCAACUGGGAAAAGAACGAAGAAUCAUGUUGACAGAGUUCCUAAACCAGAGCCCGAGCCAAAGCUUGAGUUGGAGGCAGAACUUGACCAUGAGCCUGAGCAUGAUGCUAAGUUUGAAUUUGAGCCUGAACCUGAGCCUGAGCAAGGGAUUUCUCAGUUGUUAGAGGAUGAGACCUCAGAAGAUAAGAUUUCAGUUCUCGAAGAAACUCUCAUUGAAGACGAUGAGAACAAAGGAGAACGUGUUGAAAGUAGGGACUUGAGUACAUUGAAGCUGCCAGAAUUAAGGGUACUAGCAAAAUCUCGAGGUGCAAAAGGGUUUUCGAAGAUGAAGAAGGCUGAGCUUUUGGAGUUGCUAAGCGGGAGCGCAGUUUGAUUUGUGAUGCACGGUAUACCGCUGACAUAUUAAUUAUUAAUAUAGUUUCAAAUAACUUUUCACUUUUAUGUAUUCGGGCCUCUGAAUCCUUGUUGAGAUUUGAGAGUGUAGUUUUGGAGGAUCUUUUUUGAGCACAGGAUGGUCUCGCCGCGAUGGGAUUGGUCCUUUUUUGGUAUUUGAUUUCGUAGAGGAUUUUCAUCGUAGGGAAAAUAUGUCAGAUUCUGGUUUAUUGUAGCUUAAAGGUUGCUCUCAGUAAAAUUGGUGAACUAGUUCAAGUGUCUAUUUCGUUGUUGUUUC